Molecule: messenger RNA, 5314 nt
Organism: Rana temporaria (common frog)
Lineage: Eukaryota; Metazoa; Chordata; Amphibia; Anura; Ranidae
Gene: RBFOX1
Product: RNA binding fox-1 homolog 1
Exons: 14
Coding region: 503-1756 (417 amino acids)
Biological process (GO): regulation of alternative mRNA splicing, via spliceosome; nervous system development
Cellular component (GO): nucleus; cytoplasm
Molecular function (GO): mRNA binding
Source: RefSeq, a predicted model, not a curated record
CUCGUUCAAUCGCUUUCUCUCUUUCUCUCUCUCCUUCUCACUAGCUCACUCGAUCUCUCACUGUUUCUCUCCACCCUCCCAGGGGAUUUUAAAAAUGCAGUAUUUGAAUUUUGUGAGUGGUAAAGCCUCUGCCCUAGGACCCAUUUGACAAAUGAGAAGCCGUGCAGCAUCAACACCAGCCGACUGAGCAUCAGUGAGUCAAUCUGUGUGCUAGUCAGCAAGCUCCUGUUGGGAAACGCCAAGCUCCCUCUCUUCACUGUCAUUGAGGAAGUUACACUGACUCUUCAUUAAGCUGCAGGCUUUGGUUAAAUCCCUUGUUUUUGUAUUCUAUCCAGUUUAAGCGGUUUCCGUUUUAAUUUGCCUAGUUGCCUUAGCUGACAAAUGAACGCACGUUUUCAGCAGUAGGAUAGCAAAGGGGGAAGAAGGACUUUUCAACUAUAAGAAUAACCACAGCUAAAAGACGAUUUAAAACCUGCUGACAAGACAGGACAAACGUGCUUGCAUGCUAGCCCCUUCACUUGUUCUACGUCGACUCCAGAGCAACACCAUGCAGCAUCCUCUGACGGGUGCAACCUGUGUGGCACUGCCGAAUGUGGGCAUGUGUCCACAGCUCUCUUGUGCCUUGACUUUUAUGUACUUGCAGCAGGGUAAUCAGGAAGCUACAGCACCUCCUGACACAAUGGCUCAACCUUAUGCCUCUGCUCAGUUUGCCGCAACCCAAAAUGGUAUUCCAGCAGAAUAUACAACUCCACAUCCCCACCCGGCUCCAGACUAUACAGGACAGUCCACAGUUCCAGAGCAUACAUUAAGUAUGUACCCUUCGGUGCAGACACACUCUGAACAGGGUGUCACGGAUACAAAUGCACAAACUGUCUCUGGCACAGCUACACAAACAGAUGACUCAGCACAGACUGAUGGCCAACAACAGACACAGUCUUCUGAAAACACAGAAAACAAAACACAGCCGAAGAGACUCCAUGUUUCAAAUAUUCCUUUCAGGUUUAGAGAUCCAGAUCUUAGACAAAUGUUUGGACAAUUUGGUAAAAUCUUAGAUGUUGAAAUAAUUUUUAACGAGCGGGGGUCAAAGGGAUUUGGUUUUGUAACUUUUGAAAACAGUGCUGAUGCAGACCGGGCGAGGGAGAAAUUGCAUGGCACAGUGGUAGAAGGCCGUAAGAUAGAGGUUAAUAAUGCUACAGCACGUGUGAUGACAAAUAAAAAGACUUUGAAUCCAUACACAAAUGGGUGGAAGUUAAAUCCUGUUGUCGGUGCAGUUUACAGUCCUGAAUUCUAUGCAGAUACCUAUGCAGAGGCCUCAGCAACUCUUGAACAGUUUGGGAUUCGAGCCUCUUUGGACCAGUUUCUCCGUGGACCCUCGGCAGGACUCUUGGUACCUGGCUUUCCUUAUCCUGCUGCAACAGCUGCUGCUGCUUAUAGAGGUGCACACCUUAGAGGUAGAGGCCGUACAGUCUAUAACACAUUUCGUGCAGCAGCACCUCCUCCCCCUAUUCCAGCUUAUGGCGGUGUUGUUUAUCAGGAUGGAUUUUAUGGUGCAGACAUUUAUGGUGGUUAUGCAGCCUAUCGAUAUGCUCAGCCUGCGACGGCUACUGCAGCUGCCUACAGUGACAGAAAUCAAUUCGUCUUCGUUGCAGCAGAUGAAAUUUCUUGUAACUCCUCUUCAGUUACGGACGAGUUUAUGCUACCGACCCCUACCACCACACACUUGCUCCAACAGCCACCUACGGCGUUGGUGCCAUGAAUGCUUUUGCACCCUUCACUGAUGCCAAGACUAGGAGCCAUGCUGAUGAUGUCGGUCUCGUUCUUUCUUCAUUACAGGCUAGUAUAUACCGAGGGGGAUACAGCCGUUUUGCUCCAUACUAAAUGACAAAACCAUAAAACUCUUCCAGUGUGGGGGAAAAAAGAAGCUUUCCGAGGCCUGGGUAUUGCAAUACAUGCAGUAGUGCAUCAUUUUAGCAACUCUAAAUAACUAAACAAAACUCAAAAAGAGAAACAUUACAUUUUUUAUCUUAUACCUCAGAUAUUUUGUUCUGUGUAUUUUAAUAUUGUGGGUCUUUAAUUUAUGAAGGUUCUGUAGUUGAUUGUUGGCUGUAGAUUUUUUUGUGGUUGACCUAGAGAUCUACUACUGUAGAUAUGAAUAAAAAUAUUUUAAGGCCACAAUCAAGGGUGUAAACCAAUUAUAUAUGCGGAAUAUUAAGCUACUGGAAUUAUCACAUUUUGCAAGCGUGUAAGUGACUAUAGUAGUCAUAUCUUUAAUUACAUGUAACUCAGUUUAUUAGGGAGGGCUAAAAUGCUGAUACAUCAAAGCAAAAAGGUUGCCACUGCACUAAAACUCAUUCAGUGACUGUCCUAAAUUAUUUAUUUAUUGUCCAGAGCCAAAGGUUGUGUUAAAUUUGUGAUUCUGAUUCUUUGUAUAUACAACCUGAUGAAAUACUAUUGUAGCGUACCCCUUUUUAAGUAUUCCAUCAGAUAGUAUUCAGCUAUUACAAUCACAAUCUUCAUGUAUAAAAGUUUAAAAAAAGAAAAGCAAAAACAUUUUAAAUGUAUGAAAAUACAAAAAAAAUAAAAAGAACAAAAAAAAAAUGAAAAAAAGCUAGGUAGGUCAUUUACAUUCUUUUUAUAUUUCUUCCAAUAUAUUAAAUUAUUGAUAUCAUUGCUGAUUUUUAUAACGUGGGAGGGGGAAUGUUAUUAAAAAGAUUAAAAAAGCACUGUUUCUACUUUUUCUUUUUUUUGAAAGUUGUAAAAGGAAAGUAAUUAAAAAAAAAUCAAUUGUUUGUACCAGUAAAAAUUUACAUCUGUGCAGUGGAGUUGUUAAGUUCUAAAAAGUAAAAAAAAAAAUAUGCAGCCUAUAAUGCUUUAGUUUUAGCCUAGUAGAACAUCUAAUAGAGAAAAGUAUCAUUUUUAUGGAAUUACAUAUUAAAUAUAUUGAGAUUUAUAUAAACAUUUUACAAGUAUUGCAAUCAUUAAGUAGAGAUAAUCAAGGUAUUUUCAACUGCUUGGUAUUUUUUUGAAAACAUUAUAUUGUGUAAGCAAUCUGCAAUUUUUCAGUUUGACAGAGUUCUUCUACUCCUGUUUACGUUUUAAUUAGGAGAGAGACUUGAAUUACUGUAUGUCAGUUAAUUACAAAAGAAUUGACAAACAGGAGACAAUGUUUAUUAUUGCUAAUGCUAAGCAGUCCUGUUAGGAUCCAUGUUUUCUAGACUAUAUGGAUUAUAUCUCUGUAUAGUGAAAUUAUAUAGCUAAUAAACCACCAUCUUCCAUAAUCCAUUUUUCACACUGGGAAACAAUUUAUGUGUUUAUCUUAAAUGUAUCUUAUUUUUUUUAAGUUAUUGGUAGUUUACUGUAAAAAAAUCUUUAGUGCAAAUAUGUAUAAUAGGACAUUUUACCAAAAUGUUAAUUCAGUAUAUAUUAGACCAUUCUUUAAUUUAAUUGCAGAAUUAUUAAACUUUUAUUUUAUUGUUUUGUGUAUUGGGAAACACUGUCCAUUUUUCAGAUUUGUAAAAUCAGUCAUCACAUAAAACACUCAUUUGUGGUCAAGAUGCAUGUAUAUCUUGUGAUUUAUGAAGAGAAUUCCAUAAAGCAAAAUAAAAUUAUAUGUUUACAGUCAAUGGUAUUCCAUAAUAAAAUAAAAAUAAAUAAAAAGAGCAAACAACACCCGUGAUAACUUGCUGUCAUAUAUGAUGAAUGUUAUCCUGUAUUUUUAUAAUUAAUAAGUGGCCUAAUACUAGCAAUCACCAAAUUCUUAUAUAUAUCAAGAAUGGAUAUUUUGAGCCAAACAUAUUAACAAACAAAAUAUUCUGUUUGAAUAUUUCACAAGAGACCAUUGUAUGAUACUUAGGAAACCAACAUAUCAGUAAUGUAUUAACCAAUAUGCAAAUUAAUAUCCCACUUUAUUGAUAUGAUUGGUUGUUAUUAAGUAUGAUAUAUGCAAAACAAGUUUGUUUUUCUAAACAGGAACCAAACCAGUGGUACAACACAUAGAGGACACAUGUCUACUUCUUUACUUUUGCAAACAUAAAUCUUGAAUGUUGGACAAAUCUUGAGAAACAUAAAUCUAAAAACAUGUUUGAGGAAAAAUGUACUGCUAAGUCUAAAAAACACCUACACAGAGCAGAGAUGGUUCAAUAAAUUACGAGUAGCUGGUAUGUGUGUUAAAGAUAAGGAUACAAUUCCUUUUGUCAAGAUACUGAAAAAUUGCAGUUUGUCUGUGCAUUUGUGUAGAUUCUUUACAUGGUGUCCUGUUUAUGAACUAACCAGAGCAAUGGUGGUCAUGAAAGGGUUUGUUCUUGUAUUUGUACAAAUUAAUAAAAAAAAUAACAAAAAUAUAUUGAGAUGGGAGGUAAGGACUAAACCUGGGUAUGAAGCCCUUUACAUUUUUUAAUUGCAAAUAAUAUCUUCAUAUGUACUGUGCCGGUCCAGAGAGACCAUCACUGUCUUCAAUUUUUAACUCACUGCUGUGACUCUACCAACUUGCUAUAAACUGCUUCAGAUACAAGUGUUUGUGACCAGAUUUUCUCUUUGUCAUCAUAUGUGCAUGCAAGUAUGAUCAGUUGAACAUACAUCAAUAAAGAUCCACAAAACAUGAGAUGUUUUCAGUACUGUUUCUAAGUAUAGAGAGUAUCUUAUACUGUAUGUUAAAAAAUAUAAAAAAAAAAAGGUACAAACAGAUAAGAUAUAACUUACUGUACUGUGUGUCUUAUUUUCAGUAAAAAAGGGAUAUUCCCUUCAGUAUAUUUAAACUAUAUGCAAAUCCAAUUUAAAAUGUACUGUAACACUGGGGAAAAAGAAAGACAAUAUUUUUUUAAUUGAUCGGCAUCACCUCUUAAAUCAACAGUGGGGGUUUGCAUCGUUUUUUAAGACAUCUCAUACAGAUAGUGAUUUUAAUCAAAUUUAUUUAACACAUGUGAUGUGACUGAGUGGUAUAUUUAUUCUCAAUAAGAAAGGCAGAUAAAUUAUAUAAUGAUAUUAGUUGGGAGAAAAAAAAGGUAUCCAUGUGUCCCUGACUGAAUCUUCCAUUUAUUAUAAAAUAAUUAAAUGUGUUUGUCUGAAAUAGCUUUAUUUGUGUUUUUUUUUUUAAUAAUAUAUAUUUGGAAUGUUUUCAUGUAUGUAAAUAUUCACUGAAAAUAUAAAAUAUGAAAUAAAUUAUAAAAUGCCAUGUGUGGAUUAUAGUGACUUCAAAAACAAAUUAUCAAAAAAUCUGCAAACUCAGAAAAUGCAUAUAUCUGUCUUUAGAAAUGAGUGUUUAUAUCACUACAGUGGUUUGUAAUAUGAAAAAAUAAAAGCUUAGUCUUAAAAUGUA